This is a messenger RNA of Gekko japonicus, 1021 nucleotides long. RefSeq names its product C-factor-like. NCBI's taxonomy places the organism in Eukaryota, Metazoa, Chordata, Lepidosauria, Squamata, Gekkonidae. The transcript is spliced from 6 exons. The record is from RefSeq and is a predicted model, not a curated record. The coding region runs from base 54 to 824 and encodes 256 amino acids.
CGGCUGAUCUUUGGCUUUGCUAGUCAGACAACAGCAGACGACACAACACCACAAUGCUAAAUGUGCGCAGCGUCCUGGUGACGGGAUCCAACCGGGGCAUUGGCUUGGAGCUGGUCCGGCAACUGGUGGGGAAGAGCAAGGGGCCAGAAUGGGUCUUUGCCACCUGCCGGGACCCAGAGGGACCACGUGCCCAGGACUUGAAGAACUUGGCUGCCAAAUAUCGGGGUGUCAGAAUCCUCCCCAUGGAUACUAGUGAUCCAUCCAGCAUCCAGGCUGCUGCAACCAGAGUCACCGAACACCUGCAAGGAGCCGGGCUGAAUCUCCUAAUCAACAAUGCUGCGAUUCUAAGGCCAAGCACUCUCGAAUCCGAGACGUCAGAAGUCAUGGCUGAGGUGUACAAAACCAAUGUGAUCGGGCCCAUGCUGGUGAGCCAGGCAUUCUGGCCCUUGCUGAGGAAGGCGUCCCAGGAAAGCUCCCAGAAAGGGAUGAGCUGUAGCAAAGCCGCCAUUGUCAACGUGUCCAGUGAAGGAGGCUCCAUCGCUACUGUCUACAGAUGGGAUCUUGGGCAUUUCAUUAAUUACCGCUGCAGCAAGGCUGCUCUGAACAUGCUCACCCGGUGCCAGUUCCUGGGAUAUGCAGAAGACGGGAUCCUGUGUGUUGCAUUACACCCUGGAUGGGUGCAAACAGACAUGGGAAGCUCAGCGGGACAAGCCCCACUGACGGUGGAUGCAAGCGUGGGAGCCGCCCUGAACACCCUCGGCCGUCUCACUGAGAAAGACAACGGCACGUUUGUGAACUGGGAGGGGGCAGCCGUGCCUUGGUGAGACCCCAACCUCCCUCCAUUUGAAGAAGAAACAUCUUUCAUGCCAGGAGGAUUCAGGAUGCAAAUGCAUGACUUCCUGUGUCUUCAUCUACAAUAAAUUCACCAUAACUUACUGAAAUUUACCAUAAGUUUUCCUUCCAUGCUGAGACUUGGGUGCAAACUAGCACCUUUUAUUUUGUGUGCAUGUGUUUCUCCCAU